This is a messenger RNA of Poecilia reticulata (guppy), 2112 nucleotides long. Its product is annotated as dromaiocalcin-1-like. The record is from RefSeq and is a predicted model, not a curated record. Lineage: Eukaryota; Metazoa; Chordata; Actinopteri; Cyprinodontiformes; Poeciliidae.
AGCGCUUUGGGCUCCUCUGGACUUGACUACAAACCUUUUAACGUUUUAUUUGUUUCUUCAUGAAAUGUAAACAGAAAUGGAGCAGCGUUUUAGUGGUUGGAGGAAAUUUAUCUUUUGUUUUUGGUAAAAGUCAUUUCUCUCGCUAGGCUUGGCUCUCAAGUUUGUUGUGGUUGUAUUUACCCAGAAUGCACUACACCGUAGCCCAUUUCCUGCUCUUGGAGCGGUUCCGGUCUGCUUGGAGUUCAGAGAUGCAUUUGAACCACAGCUCAGCUCACUUCAGCCGAACAAAACCCACAAACCCAGUUUGUUGGUAGAUCAGAGUUCAGUUUGGUUUGCAUUCACGACAUCCCAAAUGAAAUGGACCUGCUAUGCAAAUGGACUGCAGUUUUAGCCAAAUGGACUAAAUGAACCCUAGAAGUCCAAUCCCCCGUGGAUAAAGCAGAACUUUACAGUCUGAAUGGUUUUCUGCCCCGUGUCUCUGUGUGUGUUAGGCUGGUAUCAGAUGAGUCCGUCCACCAGACCACAGACGCUUUGGGUUUUUGUUUCUGCUCUACUUCACUUUUUACUGUGUGGACUGGCCAAAAAAAGCUUAGCAUAUUUAGGUUGUUUUUCAGCUUAGACUAACAGUCUUAAACGGCAUUCGUGUAACUUUAGUUUUUGAGAACUUGUGAAUAAACUGCAGCCUCAAAGCGAGAUCACACCUAUCAGAAAUAAAAGGUGUGAAAACUGACGAGGUUGAAGUGAGGAACUGGCCAAACCUGUGUUGUUUUUAGCUUUCAGUGUCUCUGCUGAGCUCAGAGAAUCAGGAUCCAGCGCAACAACAGAGACUUAGACAAAAUUAUUAAAACAUAUUCAUCUGCAGACUUUAACGAUGGCCAAAGACUCACAUGAAGAGAUUUAUGAAAAUGUUCAAACAGUUUCAAGCGAGAGAAAAGAGAAAACAUCGAUAACUUGUUCCAGUCGUCUGUUGUGUUUGUGGAUAAUUAGUUUCCUCCUGGUGGGAAGCAUUGUGGCCAACUUUUGGAUGUGUCUUCAGAUGUACCAACAGGAAGCAGCUUUCCAGGAGCUGGAGAUGAAGAUGGGGAAACUACAAAACUACAGCGAGGAGCUGGAGAUGAAGACGGGAAAACUACAGAACCACAGUGAAGUGCUGACUCAUGAGAAUAAUGACCUGAACUUAUGGCUGAACUUUUUUCUGAAAUUCAAAAAUGUUCAAGUCUCAAAUUACUGCAGUGGCAAAAAGUGUCGGCCAUGUCAGGAAGGAUGGGUUGAGUUUCACAAAAAGUGCUAUCUGUUUAUUGAUGAACCUUGGAAAACCUGGAAGCAAAGCGAUGAGCACUGCAAAAGCAAAUCCGCAGAUCUGGUCGUUAUUGAUCACCUGCAAGAACAGGAGUUUCUCAGUAAACAGAUCAAGUUUUACUAUGACGAAUAUCAUGGAUUCUGGUUGGGCUUACGUGAAAUUAACAACACAUGGGUCUGGACUGACGGACGUAAUGACACUCUGGGGUUCUGGAUGGAAUCAGGUUAUGGUCCCUCUGGUCCGUUUACUCUGCUGAUCCCAGGAAAAACUCCAAUAAAGAGUUGGGACACAUCAGAUGACGCCUUUCUGAACAAAUUCAUCUGCGAGCAAGAAGCCCUGGUGAAGCUUGAAGCCAGAGCCAGGUGACUCUCUGACCUUUGACCCAACGAUGAGGGUUCACAGAAACGCUUCUCAAAUGUCUGCUACCUAAAUGAGCUUUUCUUGAUCUCCAGUUUGCAGCUAGUUAGUCUGUUUGUGGUCAUCAGAGCCACGCGACUCGAGUUUACGAUAAAAUCAAACUUCAGAGAAAUGUGUUGUUUUGAAAUUACAACCACAGACAGACCAAAAAGAAAGAAGCAAAAAAAAAACAAAAACAUUUGAACUCAAUUUGCACCUUUUAAUUUGUCUUUCUAAAAGUGUUGCAUCAUAUUUAACCCAAUAAGUGUUAAGAAGCAUGAUGUUCUCACAGCUUCUCAGUUUUAAUAUUUUAUCUGCACAGAUUAGUAUUGUAUUCUUUAUACAUAUUUUAUAUGUUUUUUAUUCAUAUGUUUGUUUGAAUCUUUUUGCUUUGUCACUUUGCUGAUGUAACAAAA